Molecule: messenger RNA, 1963 nt
Organism: Tuber aestivum (summer truffle)
Lineage: Eukaryota; Fungi; Ascomycota; Pezizomycetes; Pezizales; Tuberaceae
Source: the annotation of a GenBank genome assembly
AAGCCUUAUCGGAUAAUUCCCUACAGCAGGAACCGUAAAUUCACAGGCCGUGAACAUCUUAUUCACUCGGUAGAGAGGCUUUGGAAGCGUGAUGGCCACAACCGGAUCGCUCUUCAUGGAUUAGGAGGCACUGGGUAUGUUGUCGAUAAGUUUAUAUCCAGAGCUUUUAUUAACAUGGCUUAGAAAAACUCAGAUUGCCCUCGAAUACGUUUAUCAGCGUGCAAGCGAAAGCGAUUGUAAUAUCUUCUGGGUGCAAGGAAGUGGGGUAUUACGAUUUAGGGAGGGUUUUGGGGCUAUUGCGCAGCGCGUUCGAAUUCCCCUAGCAAGUGCUGAGACGGAACAAGAGGGACUCUUGUUGAGCAUAAAGAGGUGGUUUGAAGGUCCAGAAAGUGGUGAUUGGAUUCUGGUUAUCGACAACGCCGACAACGAGGAGGACUUCGCUAGUAACAACAGUCGUAUUGCCAAGUUCGUACCACAAGGACCCAGAGGUACUCUGAUAUUCACCACCAGAUCUCGCCAGGUUGCAUUUCGCCAGGAGUGCGAGAGGAUUGAUGUCGGAAAAAUGGAGCAGGAGGAAGCUCAAGCACUAUUUUCGAAACACUUUAGCGGCUGGGACGGAUUGAGAGAUAAGGAAGGAGAAGUAGUUGCGAUGAUCCUGGGGUCGGUGGAUCACUUACCGUUGGCUGUCGUGGGUGCAGCAGCCUUCAUGGUCGAGACGGAAACAUCACCCUCCGAGUACUGGACCAUUUUCGAGGAGAACGAUAAGCAAAUGAAGGGGUUACUUUUAGAGCAGUUUAGCGAUAUCCGGCGCGAGUCUGAUAUGACAGAAAGCAUUUUGGGCACAUACUUCAUCACCUUUGACCGAAUUACGAAACAGAUGCCGACAGCAGGGCAUCUCCUGCGGCUAAUUGCCUUCUUUGAUCGUCAAAAUAUACCCGAGCAGCUACUGCGAGAAUCUGGCUUGGAAGGGCUGGAUGGUUCGAUUCGAUUUCGUCGGACGAUCGCCAAACUGGUGGGAUUCUCAUUGGUUACUGCCACCAGACGUGAAGAUAAGACCUUCUAUGAAGUGCAUCGCUUAAUCCAGCUAGCGAUACAUGCCUAUUUGUCACCGGAAGAGUUGGAUAAAUGGAGUGGCGCAGCGCUGGGGCUGGUUUCCCACAUGUUCCCUAAAUAUAAGCAUGAGCUGCGAGAUACUUGCAAGUCAUAUAUUCCACAUGCACUUGCGGUAACCAAGGGUAGAAUGGAUAUUCUUUCCGAAGAUCUUUGCUUCCGCAUGGCAGAAUACUUUCUUCAUUUGGGAUCCUACAACGAUGCAGAAGCACAGAUCGGUCGCUGUAUCAGAUUUCGCGAGGAGAAUAAGGAUCAAGGCUGGGAUAAAGGUCAUAGCAGAUUCACGCUCCUGGGACGGGUGAGGGCACGCAAAGGGAGCGCAAAGGAGGCGGAGGAGAUACUUCGGAAUGUGCUGGAGGAUCUUGGGGGGUUAUUGGGCCCGAGCGUUUCUGACGCCUUGGAGUGCUUCUCCUACCUGGCAAGUGUGAUGAAUGAUCUUGGAAAGUACGAUGAAUCAGAGACCAUGAAUCGGCAUGCGCUGGAGGUGCGGGACAAGGUUCUCGGGAAAGACCACCCGGAUACCCUAACAAGUGUCAGCAACCUGGCGCUGGUGCUGCGAUACCAGGGAAAGUAUGAUGAAUCAGACACCGUGAAUAGGCGUGCAUUGGAGGGACGGGAGAGGGUUCUUGGAGCAGGCCAUCCAGACACCCUCAUCAGUGCCAGUAACCUGGCUACCGUGCUGUGGAAACAAGGAAAGUACAGUGGAUCGGAGGCGAUGAAUCGGCGUGCCCUGGAGGACCAGGAGAAAGUACUUGGACCAGAGCACCCUGACACCCUAAAAAGCCUCAGCAAUCUGGCUAUUGUCCUACGACACCAAGGAAAAUACGGGGGAUCAGAGAGGAUGCAUCGGCGU